Molecule: messenger RNA, 3064 nt
Organism: Felis catus (domestic cat)
Lineage: Eukaryota; Metazoa; Chordata; Mammalia; Carnivora; Felidae
Gene: PRICKLE4
Product: prickle planar cell polarity protein 4
Exons: 6
Coding region: 2005-3042 (345 amino acids)
Molecular function (GO): zinc ion binding
Source: RefSeq, a predicted model, not a curated record
GCAGGCGCUGAGUCCUCGGGGUGGGGACUAGGUGGAGGCCCGACGACGGGGUCUGUCAAGAACGGCCCGGACACCGGCGCGCAGCGAGGGUGAGACCCCAGCAGAGUCCCAUUCCUUCCCCUAAACUCCCAACAGCCAGACUGGGGACCCCAACUGACUCCUGGGGAAGUCCAAGAAAAAACUUUGGGGAUCUAUCGAGAAGACUCUUGGCGGGAUCGGACACUUCUCCCUCCAUUGUCCGCGGAAAACCUUCCCAUCCUUUUACCUCCCCAGUCCCUAGGGGCCGCUCAGGCUCUGCCCUUGAGCCGGGUCGCACCUGCGCAGGGGCGGGAGAGGGGUUUCAGCCCUUAUCCAAGGAGGGGACGAGAAUUCUUGAAGGAAUCCAGCAUGUUAGUAAGACGGGGUCCAGUGCUGAGUGGAGGUGGGAGUAUGGGAGGGUGAGGGGUGAAGGCUGAUUUCUGAGUGUUGUUUCUGUGGGGGGCAAUUUCAUACUAUAACCCGGAAAACAGGGUCCCAAUCCACUCUGAGAUCCCAGAUGACCCCUGUCCUGUUCGCACCCUCCCCCAAGGGCCUCUUGCUGCCUGGGGCAGGGGCAUUGGUGUUAGAGUUAGUGGCUACUCUUAGCCCUGAGUAUGAACAGCCCACACUGGCUGUUUUCCACAGGAAACAGGACCAGAGGGACAGAACAGGAAGGAAGCAGAUGGGUGUGGAAGCAGGGCUGGGUGGCGCAGGACUUCGGAAGGGGGCUGGGGGGUGCCUUGCAGGGCUGGGAAGCAAUAUAACUGUUAUAGUCCAAAUUUUGUUCCCAGCCGCAAAGCUGGGUCUUAUAAAGAGGACUGAGAUUUGGUGAGGCCCUCCUGUGCCCAGCUGCAGUCAGAAUCCAUCCCAGAUCUCCAAAGCAGCCUCUUCCUAGAAUAUCCCUUAAUUUUCUAAUGUAACCUUAGGUAGGUUAACCUCAGUUUGUUUCUUUGUUUCAACUGGAAAAUGGGGUAACAGAAACGACCUGAUAGGAUUGUUAUGAGGAUGCAUAAUAUUAUGUAAAAUGCUAACAUAGUCCCUUGCACAGAGUAAACGUCAUAGAAAAGUUGCUCUGGUUAUUUUUCUUCGGAGGGUAUUGUACAUACCUGCCCAGAGCUCUGGCCUCGUUCUCCCUGGUCUCAUCUCUGUCUUACCCACUGGGCCAUGAGCUCCUUGAGGGCAGGGCCCAUUCCUUUUCUACUUCAGUAGUCACCCCCACCCCUCAAGAUACUGUGGUCCUGCUAGGUCUGGCCCAGAGGAGGGCUGAAGAGAUGUAUUUAGAAUUAUCCGAUGAAACCGGAAAUUGCUGCUCUAGGUAGAAUCCACAAGCACAAUAUUUUCUUUUGUCCUCGGGCUUAUAGACUAGAUGAGGAACUGAGAGGGGCACAGGGCACAAAGAGAAACAUUAGGUACUAAAUCUCUCAGGGUGCGGAAUGUACUUACUUCUGGAGCUCAGGGAAGGGAGAGCUGGUACAGGCUGGAGGGGCUGGGAAGGGGUUCCUGGUGAAGUGGUCCUUUUACCUGCCCUGAGCCUACAGCUGGAAAAGGAGGGCCUGUGUUGGGAGUGCGGAGGAAGCAGGCUCACUGGGGUGUUCAGUGCACUGUCAGGAAGGGUGGGAGUUGAGGCUGGGGAGGCGGGGCUCUCUAGAAAGGCAGAAUGCCCUCUCUUUCCACGAUGGGCCUCCUCUUUCCUAUGUCUGGGUCUUGGGAGACCCCAGAGUUUGAGCUUCAGAAAUUCUGGAGCCAGAAGGCCUGGCUUCCAAGAUGUGGCUCUGCCACUUGGUAGCUGUGUGACCUCCGGCAUUUAUCCUCUCUGACCCUCAGUUUGGCCAUCUGCAAAAUGGGGUCAAGAAGACCACCCACCUCACUUGGUGAUUGGGAGAACUGAAGGAGACAAUGCCUGCAAAGCACUUACCACUGCCCGGCAUGUUGUAAGGGCCUGAUUAAUGGGAAGUGUUCUUGUUUUCUGGGCAGACUUUGUCACCAAUGUCAGUGCUGAACUCUGGCUGGCCCCACCGAGGGGAGAGCCUCACCCCUUGGGAGCUAGGUCCGCCAGCCGACUCAGACACUGACCCAGGCCACUUGCCCAAGGAGGAUCCUGAGGAAACUUCUGAGCAGGACCCUGAAAUUCUGAGCUUGGGGCUUCCUGGCUUGGACACCAACUGGGCCCCCAACCAGCCUGGGCUUCGGAUCCUCCUGCAGCAGCUGCCUCCACAGGACAGCGACGAGCGCUACUGCCUGGCCCUUGGGGAGGAUGAGCUGGCAGAGCUGCGGCUCUUCUGUGCUCAGAGGAGGCGGGAGGCCCUGGGACAGGGGGUGGCCCUCCUGGUACCUCCCGAGCUGCCAGAACACACCUGCGAGAAGGCCUGCGGCCAGGCCCUGAUAAACCUCAUCUACUUCUACCACGACGGAAGUCUUUACUGCGGCCGCCAUCACGCAGAGCUGCUGCGGCCGCGCUGCCCGGCUUGUGACCAGCUGAUCUUCUCCCGGCGCUGCACCGAGGCGGAGGGACGGCGCUGGCACGAGAACCACUUCUGCUGUCAGGACUGCGCCGGGCCCUUGGGCGGGGGACUUUAUGCCCUGCCGGGGGGCGGCCCCUGCUGCCCCAGCUGCUUUGAGAGUCGCUAUUCGGUUUCCGGCUCGAGCCGGGCCCAGACACUGGAAGGGGAGGCGGGUGUUGACAGAGUUGAAGAAAGGGACCGCACCCCGCUGGAUGCCGCUACGGUCUCCCGAGCUGCCCUUCUCGCCGCUGCCCCCCGCUCCAGUCUGGAAACCCAGAGGGAGCUGCUUGGAUCCAGUCCAAGGCAGCAGCGUCGAACGGGGGACAAGGUGGAGGCACCCACAGGGCGGGAGCAGGGCCGCCUGGAGACGCCCCUCGAUGCCUGCCCCACCUGCUCCUCUUCUUCUGACUCGGAACCCGAAGGCUUUUUCUUAGGCCAGCGUCUUACCGGGCCCUGGAAGACCCCCAGAAGCCUCCAAGCUGGGGACAGCGACACCUCCAGGAAGCACUGCACCAUUUGCUAGUGGCGCAGCCCGGAGACGGGGG